Messenger RNA from Coprinopsis cinerea okayama7#130, 2549 nucleotides. RefSeq lists its product as hypothetical. Gene Ontology annotation, biological process: protein-containing complex assembly; mitochondrial protein processing. Gene Ontology annotation, cellular component: m-AAA complex; membrane. Gene Ontology annotation, molecular function: ATP hydrolysis activity; ATP binding; metalloendopeptidase activity. The transcript is spliced from 2 exons. Lineage: Eukaryota; Fungi; Basidiomycota; Agaricomycetes; Agaricales; Psathyrellaceae. The record is from RefSeq and is a predicted model, not a curated record. The coding region runs from base 1 to 2349 and encodes 782 amino acids.
AUGCUGUCUCGUUCAAUCAGGGCUGGUUCUCUGCUCUCUUCAAGGUCUCUUGCUCUCCGCGCUGCACGUUCUUACGCAACACAGCAGCCAGACAGCAAAAAACAAAAUGAAGAAAAUAAUGCCAACGUAGACAACAAACAACAGUCCGACAGGUCGGCAGACCAGCCUCAGAAGCCAGAACUACCGAAAGCCUUGGAGGGCUUCUUCCAGCAGUACCAGCAGUCUCAGAGGGGAAGGCAGUCUCACCAACAUGAAUCUUCGUCCUCAGAAUCGUCCCAAGAGAAUCAGAGAAACCGCAGGAAGGAACCACCACCGCCACCACCCAACAACAACUUCAAUAACCAGCAGUUGGCCUGGGUCGCUGCCUCGGUCGUUGCAGUUCUCGCCUACCAAAGCCUCAACAGCACCCACUCCAAGGACAUCACAUGGCAGGAGUUCCGCACCGCCUUCCUCGACAAGGGCCUCGUCGACAAGCUAAUAGUCGUCAACGGCCAAUACGUUCGUGUCAAGCUUCACUCGAAUGCUACCGGUACUAUGUAUCCUGGAGCAACCCCCGGCGACUACCAUUUCACAAUUGGCAGCGUAGAGGCAUUCGAACGCAAGCUUGACCAGGCCCAGGAUGAACUCGGUAUCCCCAGCCACGAACGCAUCCCUGUCGCAUACCAGGACGAAAUGUCCGGCUUUGGUGUUUUGCUCAACUUUGCACCAACCCUUCUCAUGGGUGGCCUCAUUUACUGGCUAAGCCGUCGAGGUGGAAGCGGCGCCGGCGGUGGAAUAUUCAACAUCGGCAAGAGUCGGGCCAAACUCUUCAACAAGGACAACCAGGUCAAGGUCAAGUUCAAGGACGUGGCCGGAAUGGACGAGGCAAAGGUGGAGAUCAUGGAAUUCGUCAAGUUCUUGAAGGAUCCCGCCAAGUACGAGAAACUUGGAGCCAAGAUUCCUCGGGGCGCUAUUCUCUCUGGUCCCCCCGGUACUGGUAAAACUCUUCUCGCAAAGGCAACUGCAGGAGAAGCUUCAGUGCCCUUCCUCUCUGUUUCCGGUUCCGAGUUCGUGGAGAUGUUCGUCGGUGUUGGUUCUUCGCGUGUGCGAGACCUCUUUGCAUCUGCAAAGAAGAACGCGCCUUGCAUCAUCUUCGUCGACGAAAUUGACGCCAUCGGUAAAGCCCGAGGCAAGGGCGGCAACUUCGGCGGCAACGACGAGCGGGAAUCCACACUCAACCAACUCCUCGUCGAGAUGGACGGUUUCGGCACGAAUGAACACAUCGUCGUCCUCGCAGGUACCAACAGACCGGACGUUCUCGACCCGGCUCUCAUGCGUCCAGGCCGAUUCGACCGACACAUUGCCAUCGACCGCCCCGACGUUUCUGGCCGCAAAGCCAUCUACCAGAUCCACUUGAAGCCCCUUCGACUCACUGAAGACCUCAAGAAAGACUAUGAGAACUUUGCCCAGAAGCUCGCCAUCCUUACUCCCGGUUUCUCUGGUGCAGACAUCGCCAACGUCUGUAACGAAGCCGCUCUCCAUGCUGCACGAAAGGGCUCCGAAUACGUCGAAUCUGUUGACUUUGAUACCGCUAUCGAGCGUGUCAUCGUAGGUCUGGAGAAGAAGAGCCGUGUUCUCAGCCCUGAAGAGAAGAAGACGGUCGCCUAUCACGAAGCCGGCCAUGCCAUCUGCGGCUGGUACCUCGAACACGCCGACCCUCUCCUCAAGGUUAGCAUCAUCCCCCGUGGUGCUGGCGCUUUGGGCUAUGCCCAGUAUCUCCCCGCCGACCGCUACCUUCUCUCCACGCCCCAAAUGAUGGACAGAAUAUGCAUGACCCUUGGCGGUCGUGUAUCCGAAGAAAUCUUCUUUGGUGCGGAGAACAUCACGACAGGUGCCCAGGACGACCUCCAGAAGAUCACCCGGAUGGCGUUCGAGGCUUGUGCCAACUAUGGUAUGAACGAUGUCAUUGGACCGGUUAGCUACGGUGGAGAUCGGGCGACCAAGGAGAGCUGGACGAAGCCUUUCAGCGAGAAGACGGCGGAGAUGUUGGACAACGAAGUGCGGAAGAUGAUCACCAAUGCCUACGAGCGCACUCGUAACCUUCUUACGGAGCGUCGUGCGGAGGUGGAGAAGGUUGCACAGCGGUUAUUGGAGAAGGAGGUUAUCACUCGUGAGGAUAUGAUCGAACUCCUCGGCAAGCGACCAUUCACCGGACGGUCAGACGAUAUGGACAAGUGGCUGGACGAGAACCGGGGUGAGAGGAGUGCACCUCCACCACUCGAGCCACCCUCGGACAGCGGCCGUCUAGAUGACCCUCCUGAACCACAACCCGCCCUCACAAAAGCACUCGACAGACGGCCAUGGUUCUGAAUUGAUCGACCUGCAAACUAGUACCUCGCAGACAUCCGCGUUCGCGCAUUCAUAGACUCCCCUUCGAUUCUCGCAUGCCUCGCUGUAUUUUAAGCAAUCUUUGUGUAUCAUUCUACGUAAUUUUUAACAACACCCUCCUCACUAUACACUCCUUACUCACCACGAUAUACGUACGCGUUCGCUCUAUAGAUACACAUAUU